CAAGAGUGGUUCGAUCGAUUCGAGCACAAAGAUAUUAAAUCGAGAAACAGAGAAGCAGUACAAUAUAGUCAAGAUCGUAAAGUGACAGUUCCUAGAAUCCUGCGUAGACUAAUUUCACCAGCAAAUCAAUUCAGGAAAGAUCGCCGACAAUGUGUACGAGGCCUGAACUAAUGACGAGUGCUGUCAUUAAUAUUAAUGUGCAUUUAUUAUAAAGGAAAAGCUGUCCGAUCAGCUAUAUGAAUUUAGUGUUACUAUCUAAACUGUGCAAUCGCAAAAACAUAAUUUUUUGUAUUCUGUGCAUAAGCGCACUCUACGUGCACUUGUUCCUACAACCAUCCAGAGGCACCUUUAACAAGAGACUCUAUUAUUGACUGGACAAUAAACUAUUGUUGCAAGGCGUACAACAAACGAGUAUCGAUACUGCCGUGAUUCGUCGAUCUGUACGGUUAUGAUGCGUUAAAGCCGUUUGAGCGCAACGAUGUGGAAAAAAGUGUCGUGUCCAAUCUUCAUAAUAAUUUUCAUUGGAUUGGCAGCGUCGACGGAGCACAGGAACAGGAGGCGGGAUCGUGUCGAAAACAGAAGGGAAUACUCAGCGGAUGCCAGGAGGGAUAUCUACGAGCACGAAUACCCCGAUGAGGGCUAUUAUCCUGGUGGAGAUUCCAAGUCCGGUAGUGGGAAACUUAUUGGAAAGUGGAGAAGCAAUGGAGAAGCACUUGAGCCAAAGUGGAGGGAUGGUGACAUCGUGCCGCUUGUCCCCUUCCAUGCAGCAUCCAUUCAGGAUAGAUGGAAGGAGGAUACUCGGUACCAGGAAGAUGAUCAUGGAGAAUCGGAAGCUGUGAGUGCAGGUGAACGUCCUGAGGAUCGUAGAACUGAAUCCAGGCAAUCGGAGGACCAAUCCGGAAGCUAUGAACAAUUGGAAAGAUUAAUUUCAAGCACAGAGAAAUAUUCCAUAGAUAAGGAUUACGAACAUUCCCAUAGGAAUGGCUAUAAAAAUUUCCAAAGUUAUGAAAACCGACAUAACCAUUCACAAAGCGAUGAACAGAGCGACUUGGGCACUGAAAGUAGAGCAAAGGUAAAUGGCCCGCGAUUAUCAUUUGAGGACGUUGAUAACGCGGACAGUGUAGCUCUGAGAUAUAAGGAGGCUUUUCAAAACCGUCCCAGCGAGUAUGACCUGAUGGAGGACGAGUACGAGAAGCCGCGACCUAGAAAGCGCAGACCGCCGCAGAAUUCGGAAUUCGCAGAGCCGAAGAAUUCCUAUGCGACAAUUCAAAGCGUAGGAACGGCUUCCACGGAUACCAGAGCGCCGUGGAAUUACAGGGAGGACAGCAGGACGGAGAGAAAGCCAAAUUUUUCAUCGAGAAGUCCAGGAGUUAAUCCGAGAGACAGGACGCCUGAGAACACAGAACUGAAGACUCUCCUGAAGAUGCAACAAGGCGGAGGACUGAGCCUCUCGGAAAUUCUUCAGCAACGGAACUUGACCCUGGCCGAUCUUCUCAAAGGAAAUGCCAACGCCAUUGAUGUAUUAAAAUCGAGUAGCGAUGAUUUUACGAACGAGGACAAGCUGCCGAUCGUAAAGACAAAGCCGGAUGUGUCUAAGAAUACCGGAAGGGAGCGUCCACGUUGGAUGCCAAGCAAACGGAUUCUAAGCAAGAGCGAAACUAGAAAUCCUCUGACAAUUGCGUUUCCGGGCACAGGAGUAACGUACUUCCCGGAUCGCCUUCCGCCAACAAACGGAGACCUCACCCUGACAGGAACGACGUCCAAACCGUACGGAAGGAUUCCACAGAUUCAAAGGUUCACGGAGAAAAUAAUUUCACCCACUGUCGAAUCUUUCACCGAGUCUCCGAAGCAAAUCGUGACGAUCAAAGCCGAUGCCAAAGACCUCUUGGAUGAGUUCCAACGGGAGACGAGUAAAACGAGGUCCGAUGACGAUUACGGGUUGACCUCGACGAAGAUUGACGAGGAUGAAAUAAUGGAAUUCUCAGACUUCACUCUUAAGAAACCCAAGACCACUGCAACGGUCAGGAUGGACAUCACGUUCCAUGUGCCAAGCACGUCUCUGUCACCAGUUGCAAAGUCGGGAGACACUCUUCGGGAUGUAGGAUCGACAUUGAGUAUUGAGCAUAUUUUGAGCUCAACCGAGAAGACUGAUACUCUUGAGCGUGUAGCAGGAAGUGACGAGAUGAUUGAUGAUGAGGUUGGCACUACCGAGGAGGUUCAGAGAGCUGUAAAGGAAAUGAGUAAGGAUUUUAAUGAUUCAAUAAAUACGGUCAAUCAUACGAAUUAUACUUUGGAUACCUUAGAGGUGGACUAUCAGAGUGACGCUGUGCACCAGGUCUCUCAGGAGGAUAUCAAGGAUCCGAAGGACAAUUUAACUUAUGCCAUGAGGAUUGAUAAGGACGGUUCUCAUGACCAGAAGAAAAUUGAGAUUGAAGUUCCUAGCGAAGAGUCUCACGCUGAUUACAAUCUAGAUGAACGAGACGAGGAUGAAAGUUUCACAGAUAGGCAUAAGAACGUAACGACUAACCACAGGGGGUACGAAGACAUUAUAUCUCAAGUAGAACCGGAAGCUCGCGCGGAAAUUUCUGAAUUGUUCAGUUCCGGAUCAAGUGUAAAGAGACUCGAGAGACUUUUGAAGGCUAGAAAUAUGAGUCUGGAGGAACUGAUUGCCCUGCGGCAACGAGGCUCUAGCCAAGUCCAUCUGGCAGAGGCUUUCAGAUCUCGUGAGCAACGUCUAAAGAUGCAAGUACCUUCAAUCCUCAAGACUCUGGAAAACAAUCAACAGGAUUCUGUUACUAAAAACAUAACAGUGUCGAAUCGUAGAGAAAAGAUGGAAGAUCCUGGGGCCUAUGGAGAAAAAAUACGAAAUAAGGAGAAGGAGGAGGAGGAGGAUAUAAAAAAUAAUUCUGAGAGUACUUCACUGAAUCCACCACCAAGUACAAUGCACUUCGAUGAACAUAGUCUUGAGGUUCUUGAAGAAAAUGCCCAAGGGACUACGGAAGAUAAUAAAUUGUCAGCUCAACUAUUAGACCUAAUAUCAGGAUUUGACUCACUGCCAUUUUCAAAAAAUAUUCAACAUGACUCCGAAGGGUCCUCAUACUUUACCAGUAUCACCGAUGUCAAGCUUCCAGUAUCUAAUUCAGAUCCACCUGGCCCAACAGAAAUCGUGGAAUCAGAAUACGUGAAAGAGUCUGAGAAAAAGAGUUCGAUAGAUACAAUGAAGGUUGAUGUCCCUCAGGAUAGUGAAAAGGACGACGAGGAGAACAGCGAGGACAGAAGGACUCUCUCUAAAGUUAGACCAAGCAUAAUCGCCAGUGGUGCUAUACUCGGUGUGACGAUAGUCGUCUUCCUGGGCAUUUUCAUUGUUUGCAGAAUACGCCAGAAGCAAAAGUUUACAUACAGGAAUACAUUUUCCAGGGCGGUAUUUCAGGCGCCGAUGAUGACCGCACGAAAACUCUCAAAUACUAGUAGUCUAAACACCAUUAUGGUAAAUGUGGUUGCUACUUCGACUGCUAAGCGAGCUGAAAAACGUGAACAACGUGACAAUGAUGACUUUGAGAGUAGAAGUGACAUAGAAAAUGACUCGUUAGAUCCUAAUGAUAGUUGGGAAACUAUACCAGAUUUUAUGAAGUGAAUGGAAAAGUUGACAUUUAUGGAACACAAUAAUAAAGUUUACCAGUAUCUUCGUAGACGUAAAUAUGGUUACACAAGUAUUUGAUAAAACGAAUUAACAAUUUAAAAGAGAUAGCCUGUAUGUGCCUUACGAGUAAUCAAAUGGAAAUAAUCUCCAAUGAUUGAUCAUCUAAAUCACUUUACUCUAAGAUUAAGUUCACAUUAUUUAUUGAGUUUAAUUCUACGAAUUAUGGCGACCAAAAAGUAUCGUGCAAUAUUAGGAAUUCCAUCAAAUAAUGAAUUAGGAUGUUGUAAUUGUUACACGAGGAAAAUAUUUAUCAGAUGGUUCUUAUUUUUCCUCACUCUAAGCGAAGAUACUGUGAUUGAUGUUCAUAGUCCAGAGAAUCGAUCUGCCUUUUUAUACUGAAUGUACCUUAAUUGCGUUGAACCAUUAAAAUUGAUAUUAUUAAAAGUA
Molecule: messenger RNA, 4087 nt
Organism: Cephus cinctus (wheat stem sawfly)
Lineage: Eukaryota; Metazoa; Arthropoda; Insecta; Hymenoptera; Cephidae
Exons: 2
Coding region: 479-3634 (1051 amino acids)
Source: RefSeq, a predicted model, not a curated record